ACAGGUGUGAGUGUCGGCGGGAAAGACUAGACAUCAGGCUACACACAAGGCUACAAACAAGGAGGAAGUGUGUUGUCCUUGCGACAGGUAGUUGUCGCCGUGUUGUCCACAAACAGUUGCUCACUCCACCUGCGCCUGGCUGUACAUGUGUACAGGUAACACUCACCUGUGUGACGUCACAACUGUGACUAUUAAAAGCUUCUCAUGUACCACACAUACCCAUAAACAUUUCAGCGAAGACAAUAAUGUGAUACCCUGUGUAGUAUACAGCGGGGCUACACGUACCUGUGUGAUGUCACAGUCGGGGUACACAGUCAUCAGGGUGUAGGUAUUGCCUACAGGCACAAAACCUUUACAAUGGGCGGUGUGUGUGUGUCUCUAGAGGGCUGACAGGUGUACCCGCGCCCCCCAAACCACCAGAUCCGUGUUGGGAUCAUAAACUUCUGACAGUCAGGGCCGAGGACAGACCCGGGGUAGAGGUUCUCUGCUCAGCUCCGAGUCCAGUUAACAAGUUUAUCACACCAGUUUCAGGAGCUCGUCGUGCUGGGUGUAUGUGUUUGCUGUCGUCAGUACUGUGAUUUAAAAGGAGUGAUCGACGGCUAGGGAAACAAACAAACAGGAUGUGAUGCCCCGACAUCUUGGACCUGAGGAUGCUACCCGGGGUGAGGUUCCUCCUGACCCUUGCUGUGUGGUCCCUCCACUGGGGCCUGGUGGACUGCAUUAGUCUGUACACGAGACACGAGAGCCAGGGGCUGGAGCAUGUUCGCUAUGAGAACGGGACGGUGACCUGGGGUUCACUGUAUCAACCCGUGGUUGAGAGCAAGUCAGAGGUUGAGGUGUCCUCAGCAUGGAAAGUAACCGUGGACUUUGCUGUUGCUGUUGUGGACAGUGUCCAGACCCACAGCUUUCCCUACGAUCUCUUAAGGAGGGUCAUACGGAACACGUACACAGAGAAGGAGGUGCUGGGCUACCAGACCAACGUGGUGGUGGUGACAGGCCUGGGGGCGCUGCUAGCGGUGGUUAUUUUGUUGUCGUUGAUGAUCUACAUCGGCUUCAAAUGGCGACGACGAGGAAAGGACGCCUUGCUGUUCCACUUCCCGCCUCUCACACCUCUCAGAGGCAGACUGCUCAUAGUCUUUGGUGCUGUCUUCAUGGCCGUGGACCUAGGACUGCUGAUAUCAGCUCUGGCUGCCAGCGGCCAUUCCAUGAAGGGAGCCUUGCAGUUGGACGACUCGGUGUCCGAUGCCAUGGACGAGGUCACCGACUACUUUCAGCAGCUGCACGAGCAAUAUAACUUCAUCACUGUCAACGCCAGUCAUUGGCUGAUCCAGGAAGUGAUGGUUCCAGAUGUAGGAGAUGUGGGGACGCUGGUGUGGGACACAGGGCGGGGGGAGCUCCUCCCUCUCAUCAACACCACCCUGGCUGCCGUCUCAGACCUUGACUCGAAGGUGACCGAGGCCUUGACCCUGCUAACCUCCCUGGACUCCGGCAUGUCAGCGGCGCUGAACAGUUUUGCAGACGACCUCACCAUGGUGCUGACCAAGGUCUACUAUAACCUGACGACUGCUGUCAAAGACUACACCUGUCGAGGCUGUGACGGAUCGUGUAGCGGCUGCUCACCUAUUCUUCCCAAAGACAUCUUCCUGAACGUAGAUUUCCGAAAGUUACCAAAUAUCACAAGCAACAUCGCCGGCCUGAAAGCAUUAUCCCAGAAUAAAGUGGCUGGAUCCAUGCAAAGUCCAGAAUAUUUCUUUACUUUCGGCAUCGGACAAGCAAUCACGAGGAAGCCCAACGUCACUGUGGCGAGAAAAGAACUGACCGAUGCGCUGCUGGCCUACGCAUACGCGUGGGGAAACGCUACGAGCAGCAUCAUCUUCCCGAACGAAUCGUCAUUUUUCUUCGACACACUGAAGCCCAAACUUCAGGAGUUUGCGAAAGAUGUAGAAGCCAGGGAAAUAGCACGCUUCACAUUCGUUCUGAUAUUCUGUCUGAUUACACUGGGCUGCAUGGGAGUGACUGUCGCCGCCAUCGUCAUAGCUGUCAGCAAAGGAAUGCUACGAAAGGUCAACCCUGAUGUCGAGGUGUUGCAACGCCCUCAGAAACUUUUGGGCUGGUGUGUCGUCAUCCAGGUGUUGAUGGCCUCGGCCCUGACAGCCAUGGCGGCGGCGGGAUUCUAUGCCGGGGCCAAUCUGCAGACGUCCGUGUGUCAGCCGGCUGCCGACAUGCAGCACGUGCAGCAGGUGGUUGACUAUCCAGAUGCUAUUCCUGGUCAUUCUGGUUAUUAUCUCAGCUCGGUGUUGCUAGGCAACGGGUCAGACGCCCCUCUUCUGCUGAGCAAUGUUCUGAAAGCUUGUAGUGAUGGCUCCGGCGCCUACUCUACCCUCAUGCACAAUGUCAGCGCACCGUGGCUCCAGCAGGACCUCAGGGACUUUUCCCAGCACUUCAGACAAGGAGACGCCAUGUUCGACCUCAUGCGGGUGGACAUACAUGACGUGUCUCUGGUGCCUCCCUUGUUUUCUUCCUGGAUUGAGAAUUUUACUGCUUUCACUGACUUCAACUACACACAGUAUGACACUAUGCUGACAGGCAGUGUGAUCCAGGCAGACGUGGAGAAGUUCGCUGCCAAUCUGAUGGUUAUCCACAACACCAACUUCCCAGACGGUCCAGUCGAUCCAUCAAAGCUUCAACUGCGCAUCGCUGCCGAGCAGUUACUGGCACAGAAGGACCGCCUCAUGGCUUUAAAAACUACAAAGGACAACCUGGCCGUUAUUUUUGCCAACUUCACAUCACUUGUGUCCCAAAUCAAGGCGACUGUCAACCUGACGGUGGAGAGACUGAAGGCCGCUGAGCCCUCUGUGUACGCCAAUGCCACGGAUGCAAUCAGCAGGGGAGUCAGCGAGUACAAGAACAACGUGUACACCGUCUUGGAGGAGGCUGGAAACCAGACCUGGGAGUGGGUGAACAGAGCGGGCAGGUGCUCGCAGGUGAGUGACGCCUACCGCCAGGUACAAACCAGCUUCUGUGACCAGCACUCCGACUACCAGAAUGCAUCCUGGCUGCUGCUGGGGAUCUCCGCCUUCCUGCUGCUGGUGUGGACAGCCCUGUCCUUCAGCAUCUACAAAGCCCUGGAGGACAAGAGCCAUAGACGUGAAGACCAUGAGCGAAUUCUCAGAAGAUAUCAGGGCUCAACCCAAAGCGUCAACACCAGACCUUUCCAGGAGCCUCCGGCUGACUACGAGGAUGGAUCAGACGAUGAUCUCGACGACAACAUUCUUGCUCUUGACUACCACAGAAAGUCCAUGCAGUCACAACACAGGCCUUCCUUGAUCAUACAGGUGGAACCCGCCAUCGACUAUGGAGAACCAGGACAACAGAGUCAGGAGCCUGUCAGCCCGACCUCCCAUCUCCACCCACUGCGCCAUCGUGAACAGCCGUAUCGAGCGGACAUCUUUGUCACACAAUGGCCGCCGUCUGAUGCUGCUUCAUAUGACGAUAUGACAAUAUAAGGCUGUACAAUGACUAAUACACUCGGACCUCGAUAAGUCGACCUUCCCUAAGUCGAACACCUCCCUAUAUUGAAUUGUGUGAAUCUUUUGUAAAAUCUGUAAUUUUAUUUUCUUCAUUCCUUCUCAUUUUUUCACAUUUAAAAAUAUAUAUUAAUUGAUAUUUGCUGGUGUUAUAUAUUUUGAAAUCAUAAACGGAUGUUUUGGUCAGGAUAUCGUCAACAGUCCUCCUCCUUCUCUCCCUUUCUCUCAGUCCGCAGCCUUCUGUCUUCUACAGGCUGUUUAUUGAAUUCUUCAAGAUUCUCUUUAAGCUACUAUGUUCAGCAAAAGUGGGACUAUAUUUAUCUUUUUAUAUAUUAUGUUAAUCACUAAUUGAAGUGCUAAAAUUAAAUAUUUGUAUAAACUCGUUUUUCAUUUCC
Molecule: messenger RNA, 3922 nt
Organism: Pomacea canaliculata
Lineage: Eukaryota; Metazoa; Mollusca; Gastropoda; Architaenioglossa; Ampullariidae
Product: prominin-1-A-like
Exons: 26
Coding region: 651-3506 (951 amino acids)
Cellular component (GO): membrane
Source: RefSeq, a predicted model, not a curated record